Momordica charantia (bitter melon) is the source of this 1316-nucleotide messenger RNA. It is a transcript of the gene PYD1, whose product is annotated as pyrimidine 1. Lineage: Eukaryota; Viridiplantae; Streptophyta; Magnoliopsida; Cucurbitales; Cucurbitaceae. Gene Ontology annotation, cellular component: cytoplasm. Gene Ontology annotation, biological process: uracil catabolic process; thymine catabolic process. Gene Ontology annotation, molecular function: dihydropyrimidine dehydrogenase (NADP+) activity; NADP binding; uracil binding. The record is from RefSeq and is a predicted model, not a curated record.
CGUGACCGUCAAUGGGUUGCACAUGCCCAACCCGUUUGUUAUCGGGUCGGGUCCGCCGGGAACUAACUAUACGGUUAUGAAGAGGGCAUUUGACGAAGGUUGGGGGGCUGUGAUUGCCAAAACUGUGUCACUAGAUGCAGCAAAAGUUAUAAAUGUAACUCCUCGAUAUGCCCGGCUACGAGCGGAUUCGAAUGGGUCUGCGAAAGGACAGAUUAUCGGGUGGGAGAACAUCGAGUUGAUAAGUGAUAGGCCUCUUGAAACUAUGUUGAAAGAAUUCAAGCAAUUAAAAGAGGAGUAUCCUGAUAGGAUUCUCAUUGCUUCAAUAAUGGAGGAGUAUGAUAAAGCUGCUUGGGAAGAACUUAUCGAUCGAGUUGAACAAACUGGAGUUGAUGCAUUUGAAAUCAAUUUUUCGUGCCCUCAUGGCAUGCCCGAACGUAGGAUGGGCGCUGCAGUUGGACAAGAUUGUGCGCUUCUGGAAGAGGUUUGUGGAUGGAUAAAUGCAAAAGCUACAAUCCCUGUUUGGGCAAAAAUGACUCCCAAUAUCACUGACAUUUCACAGCCUGCAAGGGUGGCUCUGAAAUCAGGAUGUGAGGGAAUAGCGGCCAUCAACACAAUCAUGAGUGUAAUGGGAAUCGAUCUCAAGACCUUACGUCCCGAGCCUUGUGUUGAGGGGUACUCAACUCCAGGAGGCUACUCCUCCAAGGCAGUUCAUCCUAUUGCUCUUGGUAAAGUGUUGAGUAUUGCAAAGAUGAUGAAGUCAGAAUUUAAUGAUGCAGACUACUCUCUUUCUGGCAUUGGCGGUGUUGAAACCGGUGGAGACGCUGCCGAGUUCAUUCUACUCGGAGCGGACACCGUUCAGGUGUGUACAGGAGUGAUGAUGCAUGGAUAUGGCCUUGUAAAGAAACUUUGUGCCGAGCUCAAGGACUUCAUGAGACUUCACAACUUCUCAUCCAUUGAAGAUUUCAGAGGGGCCUCUCUUCCAUAUUUCACGACCCACACGGAUUUGGUUCGGAGGCAGCGGGAAGCAAUCGAGCAGAGGAAAGCUGUGAAGAAAGGUCUGCAGUCUGAUAAAGAUUGGACUGGCGAUGGCUUUGUUAAAGAGACUGAGAGUAUGGUUUCCAACUGAAAGUCUAAUACAGACCAAGCCAUUGCCUUGCCAAUAGAAACAACAAAAAUGGUGCCUUUUAUAUCUCACUACAGUUUCUUUCUCCUGAUGAAUAAGUGUAUUCUUACGUGAACUAUUUAAUUUCAUAUUAUAAACUUUUGUAGAUUGGAUUUCAUGAAUCACAAUAACAGAGAUUUGUUUCAGUCCAAAA